This is a messenger RNA of Penicillium digitatum Pd1, 1497 nucleotides long. RefSeq names its product F-box protein. The record is from RefSeq and is a predicted model, not a curated record. Gene Ontology annotation, molecular function: protein binding. NCBI's taxonomy places the organism in Eukaryota, Fungi, Ascomycota, Eurotiomycetes, Eurotiales, Aspergillaceae.
AUGACCAGACCAAAAGAGUGCCAUAACGUGGUCUUUCUACCUGGCGAUCUCUUCUGGAUGAUUCUAGACUACCUAGAACCAAACGAAUUAGUCCGAUGUCGCCGCGUCUCGCGUGCCUGGAACGAAGCCUUUAGCAACCCGGCCAUCCUACUUCCACGCCUGAAGAAAACGUUCCCAUGGACAGAAGAAGUAAAAAACCUGGGCUCAGAGACGUUACCUCAAGAGCAGAGCCAAGGCCGUCGUCUUUUCGACCAGGUUGCUUCACGAUAUGAUCACCUAAAACGAGGCAAACCCCGCUCUGUUCAGAAGUACCGCCUCUGCGAUGACUUUGGCAGCGCUGGAGACCGUGAAUGGUAUCAGGUGCAACCAUGGGAGUCACACGCCAGUCAUAUGAGGCGCUUCCUUGACCGCCAGUUCUCUGAGGCUUUGUGGACUUUCGAGGAUGGCCUACUGGUCUACCCCAGCGCCGAUCAUCAGUUUCUUGUACUCAUGGAUUUGGAAACAGACCGGCAGUUUAUGGUGCCAUUUAUUACUCGUGGCAAGGUUAUUCGUCGUGUGCGACUGCAGAAGAGCUUGCUUGUCAUUGAGUGGGCUGAACCGAAAGCCUUUCACUGGUUGAAUGAUAGCGAUGGCGUGCAUCGUCACUUCGCAUCCUCCUUCAAUGUGACGAGAAGCGAGAAUCAGGGCUGGAAUAUUGUCCCGCGCAAUGAAUGGAAGAUAUUGUUUUUGGGACAUCCACUGAGCGAGCGAGAUCGGUUCUUCUCCUCGCACAGCAACACUCACUAUGUGAUUUAUAUAUGGCAGCCAAAUCGCAGCUUGUACACUGCCGAUGAAGAUGCGCCCAUUGAGUCUUUGUUUGUCUGGGACAUAUCAAAACCGUCACCAUACCGACCUUCACUGGAUCCUACGGGACGACUGGGAGACUCACCUGGUGACUCGCCAUCAAUCGUUGCACGAUUCGGAUUCCGAGACCUGGAAUUCUUUGACAUCCGACAACGAGGCUGUCCAAGCAUUCAACGAUUGGAACUUACGGAUGAUUCACAAGCGGUCGAAAUAACAGAAAACGUUUGCAUCCGGCCAGAAGACCAACCGCCCGAGCCAUUCGGUUUUCCUCACCCUACUACCACAAGUAUUCCUCUAGUUGGAAAUGGGCCCCAUUGGCGCCGAGAUUUUGAGGGUAUACUCCCGCCUUACCGUGGAAACUGCAGCAUGCAGGCCGAGAGUAUGAGGUUCGAUGGGUCUAUCAUGACGGACCCUUGGUAUGGUGUCCUUUCUCAGGUGACUGUACAUGAGCCUGAUCUUGGCUUUUGUCUUCACUUCGAUCCUUGGAUGUGGAUCCAAGAGCAGAUUGUCUAUUUGACAAUUCAGACACCUCGUUCUAGCAUCACUUGUGACAAUUGGGAUUUUGUCGGCAAGGGAAAAAUUGCUGGUUGUGAGAGAUACUUGGUGGGCGAGAAUUACAAUCGAGAGCUAGUGAUUUACCGGUUUGAUAGAUGA